Fusarium graminearum PH-1 is the source of this 715-nucleotide messenger RNA. RefSeq lists its product as uncharacterized. Bases 7 to 642 code for a protein of 211 amino acids. The transcript has a single exon. The record is from RefSeq and is a predicted model, not a curated record. Lineage: Eukaryota; Fungi; Ascomycota; Sordariomycetes; Hypocreales; Nectriaceae.
UACAGCAUGGCCACAGGUCCGCGUCCGAAGGAUGCGACCGCCGCAGAACCCUUGUUGGCUCCCGCAUGGGUUAAUCCCGACCUUGGCAGGCUCAUGGUCGUUCACAAGGACGUGAUAACACCGGCAGCGGAUGGGAAUAGCAGUGAUAGCGAUAGUAGUGCCAGCACCAGCACCAGUACCAAAAGCUAUUACAAGUCAUGGGCCGAGUCCCUCGUCGACCUACCAGCCGGUGCCAUUUUCGCCCGAAUCAACGGCGUUACGCCCACAUCCAAACGAGACUACGACACCGUCCAGAGCGGCACCUCAUCUCACUUCAUCUGGAACUCUGACCUAUACUACUGCAAUCACUCGUGCUCUCCUACCCUCGAAUGCGACACAUCAACAUGGGAGGUCAGAGUAAGCCGCGACCGCCCGCUCCGCAAGGGUGACGUCCUGUCAGUCUUCUACCCGAGUACCGAAUGGAUCAUGGCGCGUGAGUUCACCUGCUGGUGCGGCGCCGGGGAACAGAGGUGCUGCGGGACUAUCCGGGGUGCGCGGGACAUGCAUGAUGCAGAUCUGCGGCGGUUUUGGCUGAAUCGGCACAUUUACGAGCUGCGUAAGCAAGAGGGAGGCGAGGUAGGGGGGGAGAGACAACAGGGAUGAUGUAAGGCGGGGAGUGUAGUGGAAUGUCAUGAAUAGUAGUUGAUACGAAUUGUAGUAUGGGCUGUGUAAGAGU